Poeciliopsis prolifica (blackstripe livebearer) is the source of this 5642-nucleotide messenger RNA. It is a transcript of the gene polr1a, whose product is annotated as RNA polymerase I subunit A. The coding region runs from base 112 to 5259 and encodes 1715 amino acids. Gene Ontology annotation, biological process: DNA-templated transcription. The record is from RefSeq and is a predicted model, not a curated record. Gene Ontology annotation, cellular component: RNA polymerase I complex. Lineage: Eukaryota; Metazoa; Chordata; Actinopteri; Cyprinodontiformes; Poeciliidae. Gene Ontology annotation, molecular function: DNA binding; DNA-directed RNA polymerase activity. The transcript has 36 exons.
CUCAGCUGUGGUCUCGCGGUCCCACGUGCGAGAACAAGAGACUCGUGGGCUUCACGCGCAGCGCCAUGAAUUCACAACUGUAAACAACAAAGUUUCAGCUAGCAUCCAGAAAUGUUGUUUUCCAAAGAAGUGCCAUGGCGGCGGCUGGAGGGCAUGUCGUUCGGCUUUUACACAACCGAAGAGAUAAGAAAGUUGAGCGUGAAAACCAUCACCAACUCCAGGCUUCUGGACGGCGUUGGAAAUGUGGCCCAGAACAGUUUGUAUGACCUGGCUCUGGGGCCAACAGACACCAAAGAGAUUUGUUCCACCUGCUGUCAGGAUUUCAACAACUGUCCAGGACACUUUGGACACAUCGAGCUGCCUCUACCAGUCUUCAACCCGCUGUUCUUUGAUAAACUGUACCUGUUGAUCCGCGGCUCGUGCCUGUUGUGUCACAUGUUGACGUGUCCCCGCGCCGCCAUCCACCUGCUGGUGAACCAGCUCCGGUUACUGGAGCAUGGAGCCAUGGUGGAGGUACAUCUUGUGGAGAGCGUUCUUAAUCAGCACCUUGAAGAAAACCCCAAAGCCACAGGAGACGAGAUCGAGCAGGUGCUGAGGGAGUUCACCAGCAUGGUCAUUGGAGCGAACGCCGAGGCUUCACAGAACUUCAAACCUAUUAAACAUCUGGUGGAGAAGAAGAGCAGCUUGAUAAACAACUUCUGGAAGGUCCACAUGAACUCCAGGAAGUGUUCGUAUUGCAGAGGUGGCAAGUCAAUGGUGCGUCGCGAACACAACAGCAAGCUGAUCAUCACCAUGCCAACGGGAGGACAGACUGCUGAAAACACAGGUAUUGCAGAAGAUCUGAUGGGAAAGAGAGUGUUUCUCAUGGCCAGCACCGCUAGGGAGCACAUCAGUAAAGUCUGGGAGAAAGAGGGUUUUUUCCUGAAGUUGCUGUUUCCUGGUCUGGCGGAGAGCUCAGGAUCUGAGGGACAGGAGGGUUUCUACCCCAACCUGUUCUUCCUGGAGCUGCUGGUGGUUCCACCCUGCAGGUAUCGCCCCAUUAAUCGCCUAGGUGACCAGAUGUUCACCAACGGCCAGACGGUCAACAUGCAGGCUGUGAUGAAGGACUGCGCCGUCAUCAGGAAGCUUCUGGCUCUCAUAGCAGGAGAGAAGCAAACUGAGGAGCAGGAGGAGGGAGUGGUGAGGGAGCGUCACGGCUUCCUUUUGGGAACACUUUAUCUCAGCUCUUUAUUUAUCCUACCAUUUGUUUCUCCUCCCCAGACGUUUGAGGCAGACGAUCAAACGUUCCUGUCGGGAAUCAGUGGAGCGACGUUACAGGAUAAGCUCUAUAACACGUGGAGCCGCCUGCAGAGCCAUGUCAACAUUGUCUUCGACAGUGAUAUGGACAAACUGAUAACGGAUAAAUACCCUGGGAUCAGACAGAUCCUGGAAAAGAAGGAUGGAUUGUUCCGGAAGCACAUGAUGGGGAAGCGGGUGGACUACGCCGCCCGGUCCGUCAUCUGUCCCGACAUGUACAUCGGAACCAAUGAGAUCGGGAUCCCCAUGGUGUUUGCCACCAAGCUGACCUACCCUCAGCCCGUCACGCCUUGGAACGUGAAGGAGCUCCGGCAGGCCGUCCUCAACGGGCCCAACGUCCACCCCGGCGCCUCCAUGGUGAUUAACGAGGACGGCAUGAAGACCAUCCUGUCGCCCAGUAACGCCACGCAGAGGGAGGCGGUCGCCAAGCAACUGCUGACGCCCUGUCCCGGUCCACACAAGAUGCCCAUGAAGAUUGUGAAUCGACACAUAAAGAAUGGAGACGUUCUGCUGCUCAACAGACAGCCCACCCUGCACAGACCCUCCAUACAAGCCCACUGCGCUCGCAUCUUACCUGGAGAGAAGGUCCUGCGGCUUCACUACGCCAACUGCAAGGCGUACAACGCCGACUUUGACGGAGACGAGAUGAACGCCCACUUCCCUCAGACUGAACUGGGCCGAGCCGAGGCCUACACGCUGGUCAGCACCAACCAGCAGUACCUCGUCCCCAAGGACGGUAAACCUUUAGCAGGCCUCAUCCAAGACCACAUGGUGUCAGGAACCAAGAUGACCAUCAGAGGCUGCUUCUUCACCAAGGACCAGUACACCGAGCUGGUGUACCGAGGGCUGACCGACAAGAAGGGCCGGAUCAGGCUGCUGGCCCCCGCUGUCCUCAAACCUCAGCAGCUGUGGACCGGGAAGCAGGUCGUCUCCACUUUAUUGCUGAACGUUCUCCCAGACAAAGCCGUCCCGCUUAACCUCACCGGCAAAGCCAAAAUCCCUGGCAAGGCUUGGAUCCAGCUCCCACCUCGAUCUUCUCCUGGGUACAACCCAGAGAGCAUGUGUGAGUCACAGGUGGUGAUCCGUCAGGGCGAACUGCUGGUCGGUGUUCUGGACAAAGCGCACUACGGCUCAUCGGCCUACGGAUUGGUCCACUGUUGCUACGAGCUUUACGGAGGGGAGACCAGCGGGAAGCUACUCAGCUGCCUUGCUCGACUCUUCACUGCCUACCUGCAACUCUACAGGGGCUUCACUCUGGGAGUGGAAGACAUUCUGGUGAAACCUGGAGCCAAUAUGCGGAGGAAACAAAUCAUCCAAGAGUCUCUGAAAAUUGGCACCAAGGCCCUGCAGGCUGCCUUCAACUUGCCUCCCAGCACGACUCCGGCUGAAGCUGCCAGUCGGUGGCAGGACGCUCACCUCAGCCCCGACCAGAGAGACUUUAGCUUGGCCGAUCACAAAUUCAAGGAAGUGGCCAAUCAAGUGAACAACGACAUCAACAAGGUGUGUAUGCCAGUCGGACUGCACACCCCGUUCCCAGACAACAACCUCCAGCUCAUGGUGCAGUCUGGAGCUAAAGGUUCCACCGUCAACACUAUGCAGAUCUCCUGCCUGCUGGGCCAGAUAGAGCUGGAAGGCCGCCGGCCGCCCCUGAUGCCUUCAGGAAAGUUUCUGCCUUGCUUCCAGCCAUAUGACCCUUCGCCUGGCGCGGGGGGCUUCGUUUCUGGACGCUUCCUCACAGGAAUCAAGCCACAGGAGUUUUUCUUUCACUGCAUGGCUGGGAGAGAAGGACUGGUGGACACGGCUGUGAAAACGUCCCGAUCAGGAUAUCUGCAGAGAUGCAUCAUAAAGCACUUGGAGGGUCUGGUGGUGCAGUAUGACCUGACCGUCAGAGACAGCGACGGCUCCGUGGUCCAGUUCCUGUAUGGCGAGGAUGGGCUGGACAUUCCCAAGACCCAGUUCCUGCAGCCCAGGCAGUUCCCAUUCAUCGAGAACAACUACGAGGUCAUCAGGAGGUCACAGGACCUGGACAGCGUUCUGGCCCGUUUGGACCCUCACACUGCAGCCCGCCACUUCACAGCCAUCCAGCGCUGGAAAGCAAAGAGAGAGCUGGCGUGUCCCCGGAGAGGUGCCUUUCUACUGUUUUCCCAGAAGAAGUUAGCAAAACUACGAGAGGCCAUCCCGUCAACUGAGCCGCUGCCCGCUCAAGAUCCUGCAGUGCUGCAGCUGGUGAAGGACUGGCACUCUCUGGACGAAGCCAGCAGAGUCAAAUACACCAGGCGGUCGUCCCGCUGCCCUGAGCCGACCCUGGGCCUGUUCAGGCCCGACGUCUGCUUCGGGUCGGUGUCGGAAAACUUCCAUGACAUCACCGAAAAGUACUUUCAGAACAGAGGUAACGCCACGGAGGACGGCAUGGAGACGCAGAGGCUGCGACAGCUGCUGCACUAUAAGUGGCAGCGCUCCCUGUGUGAUCCGGGGGAAGCUGUGGGCCUGCUGGCAGCUCAGUCCAUAGGUGAGCCCUCCACCCAGAUGACCCUCAACACCUUCCACUUUGCGGGCAGAGGAGAGAUGAACGUCACUCUGGGAAUCCCUCGACUGAGGGAGAUCCUGAUGGUGGCCAAUUCCAACAUUAAAACCCCCAUGAUGAGCGUCCCGGUGCUGAACAACAAGAAGGCCUUGAAGAGGGCCAAAACGCUGCGGAAGCAGCUCACCAGAGUCUGCCUCGCUGAGGUGCUGCAGAAGGUGGACGUUGUCGAGACGCUUCGCAUCGAAACUAAUCAAACACUGCAAUCGUUUAAAGUCACCUUUCACUUCCUGCCUCCGGAGCGUUACUGUGACGACAAACUGUUAACUCCCCAUCAGAUCCUCCACUACAUGGAGACGAGGUUUUUCCGUCUCCUCCUGGAAGCCAUUAAAAAGCGUUCAGCCAAGCUGGCCUCCAUCGCCGUGGAGACGAGGAAGGCCACCUAUGGAGAUAAAAACAUGGAUGAGGAUGGGACCGCAGACGACCAGGACGGUGGUGGAGAAGAGGAGGAGGAAGGAGAGAUUGUCGAUGACCAGGGGAAUGAAGGAGACGCUGAUGCAUCAGACGCCAAGAGGAAAAGCAAACAGGCAGAGGAGGUAGACUACGAAAGCGAAGACGAGGGCGAAGGCAGCGAUGCUGAAGAGGAUCAGGGUGAGGAGGAGAACAGCCAGGCAAACGCAGCGGAGGAGACCCAACCAGAGUCAGCAGACACUGGAGAGCAGCAGCAGCAGGAGGAAAAAACAAGAGUGAGGCCAAGUAGAGGCUCCCUGGUCCAGAUGAGGGUGAACUCAGUUCUGUCUUCUAACUCGGCCAUACAGAGAUACUCCUUCGAUCAGCAGGAAGAACUCUGGUGUGAGGUGGAGCUGGAGUUCCCUUUGAACAGGGUCCACUUCGACCUGACCUCGGUCCUGUCGACUCUGGCCCAGAACGCCGUCAUCAUGGAGACCCGAGGCCUGACGCGGUGCCUUCUGAGCGAGACCACAACCAAGUCUGGGGAAAAACAGACGGUUCUCAACACAGAGGGCAUCAACAUGCACGAAAUCUUUAAGUACAACGAUAUCCUGGACAUCAACAAACUGUACUCCAAUGAGGUCCACGCCAUGGCCAGCACCUACGGGAUCGAAGUGGCUCUGAAAGUCAUAGAGAAGGAGAUCAAAGAUGUCUUUGCAGUUUAUGGGAUUGAGGUUGACCCCAGGCAUCUGUCGUUGGUGGCAGACUACAUGUGUUUCGAAGGCGUCUACAAGCCGUUAAACCGACACGCCAUCAUGUCGAACUCUUCCCCUCUGCAGCAGAUGACCUUCGAGACCAGCUUCAAGUUCCUCAAACAGGCCACCAUGCUGGGGUCACAUGAUCAGCUGGUUUCUCCCUCGGCCUGCUUGGUUGUGGGGAAGGUGGUCAAAGGUGGAACAGGACUGUUUGAACUGAAGCAGCCUCUGCAGUAGGACGAGCCGCUGGCAACUGUUUGCGUGUUUGUUGAUCUCGACCCUGCAGCUGAAGCGCCAUUUGUCUGGAAAGCAGGCGGGAAUAUUAUGUUCAACAGGUUUUUUAAGAGUACCUUGCAAACCAAAUGUCCUGUUAUAAAAGGUUUGAUGUGGAGAUUAAUGUAACCUAUUAAAGCCUUCCAGUUUUUUUUACAGGAUAAUGUUUAUGCUUUUAAGCAUAUAUUGUAUGAUACAGUAAAUAAAUAAAAAGUUCCUGUUCAAAACUUUUUAAACUGAGACUUUACUGUCAUAAAUAACAUAAUCGUUUAGAAGGCGGCCUACAUCUCCACUGUUUCCCGUAUCUAAUGAUGUACAAAGUAACAAUAAAUCUUAAUUGUUAGCGG